AGAGAGAGAGAGAGAGAGAUGGUGGGACUGGCGUACGAUUUCCUCGCGAACCCGCUUGGGGCCGUGCGCCUGGCGUUCGAGAAGACGGUGGCGUCGUCUCCGCCCGACGCCGAUCUGGCGGCGGCCUUCAGAGGCAAGGACUGGGGCGCCGUUGACCUCUUCCGCGACUUCCUCUUCGAGCAGGGCGGCCUUUCCCAGGUUCCCAUUCUCGAUGCAUCGACGAUACGAUGGGUCCAACCCAACACUCUUGUUCGCUUCAGGGGAAUGUUGCAAGAUAUGCUCGGCAAUGAAUUGUAUGUCGGUGCUUACAAGGAUGGAUCCACUUGGCGGACAAAUAAGUUCACUGACGUGGCUCCUUCUCCUAUGCCACCUGCAUUUGAAACACAGCUCUGGGAAAGACACCUUUUUCACUGUGUUCCGGUUCCAGGACAGAAUUCAUGGACAAUGGAGCCUUCCCCCUCUCCAGGUGAAAGAAACAUGUCAAGCUCUGCAUCCCAACAUGGAGUAAAACGUGGAAGGAACACAGAAGAUGAUAUGGACUUAAAUGUAUCAUAUAAUGGGGAUGAGGGUUCUUCAAACAUGAAGAAGCAGAAGGAAGAUGAGUCUACAUGUCAGUCCUCUGGUUCAUCAGAGGACUUGGUGAAACAUGGUGGUGACUUAUUGCUCAAAAAUGGUGAUUCAAGUUGUCUUUCAUGCUUAGUGAAGAUCUAUGACAUGCCAGAAAGUCAUUUAAAGUUGAAUGAUGUCUUUGAGUUUAUUGGUAUUUACACAUUUGAUCCGGAGCUUGCUGGUCAUAAGGAUAAUUCUGAUGAUCUAAUGUAUGACCUAUUUGAGGACCCAAUGGCUCAUUUACCUCCCAGUAAGGUACCACGUCUUCAUUGUUUAAUAUGUCGGAAGUUGGUUAUUCAAGAUUUUCUUCCCAAUUCACCCGUCAUUGAGCCUUUACCUAAUAUGAUCAGAAAAAUUCGAGAAUCUUUACUUUUGCAUCUUAGUGCUGUUCUUGGCAAUGAUGAAGUGGCAGCACAAUAUCUAUUAUUGCAUCUUCUUUCGAGGAUCCGAGCUCAGGUUGAUGUGAUUACAGUGGGCAAGUUGUCACUAAAUCUCACUGGUUUUACCAGAGAAAGUGCAUCAAUAUUUGGCUGCCAGCUCACUAAUGCAGUUGAGGAACUCUUGCCUUUCACACGUGCUAUUCCUCUCACAAUAGAGUACCUGAACAAUGCGACACUUCAACCUAGAAAAGACAACAAGACAGGAAGACUGGUGGCUGGAGUGCUGCAGCUGGCACAAGGUACUCACCUGACAAUAGAUGAGACUCGAAUGCAGAAUGGAACCCUCAACUCGAAUGGUGUUGAGAAUGCUAGGUUACUUAAGCAUUUGUUGGAGUGGCAAAAGGUUGAAUACGACUUUGAAUACUACAACUUGGAGAUGGCUGCUGAUGUCCAAUUACUUAUCAUCUCAGAGGGUAAAUCUAAUAUCCUUCCCGCAGAUUUGGUGUUACCUUUUUGUCCAAAAUCUGUUGAUUCAGUAAAUGCAACUGGUGAGAAACUUCAAGCUUGGAGAUGGUACUUGGCCACCAUGAGGUCUCUCCAGCACUCCAGUGAACCUGAAACGAGUCAAAUACUACAAGAUGAAAUGGUUGCAGCCAUGCAGGAAGAUCGAAGCUUGGGCUGCUCUGGCCUGACCAGAUGGUUAACAAUGGCUGAACUGAUGUCUGCAAGCUUCGGUGAGAAGUGUCUCACCUUGGAGCACUGGCAGAUGAUAAAGGAACUGGAAAGGCUUAGGAAGGAGAGGCUCUAGUGACAUGGGGGUAACCUGGUCAGUGCAUUAAACCUCUUGCAUACAACGCAAUGGUUUUCAACUGUACCAUUUUUUCUGUAUUCAAGCGUAACAUUUUGGGAGUCUUGCAAAUCCUAGACGUCUUGAUCCAAAAACAUUAAUGGAGCAGAAUUCAUUUUGCUGUUCA
Messenger RNA from Musa acuminata subsp. malaccensis (wild Malaysian banana), 1963 nucleotides. RefSeq names its product mini-chromosome maintenance complex-binding protein. Gene Ontology annotation, molecular function: chromatin binding. The record is from RefSeq and is a predicted model, not a curated record. Lineage: Eukaryota; Viridiplantae; Streptophyta; Magnoliopsida; Zingiberales; Musaceae. Gene Ontology annotation, biological process: DNA-templated DNA replication.